ACCAACGAUGAUAUCAUCACCACGGGUCUCCGCGUCCAGCAGAAUGAAGCCGGUGCAUACCAUCGCAGUCGACGGCGCCGUCUGCAGCGGCUGGCUGCCGUCACCACCGCCCAAGUCGACUACUCGUCCCGCGAACAAAGCAGUAGCCAAGACGAAUACGAGGAGAGUGAGAGUGAGUCGGACCGUGUCCUCAGCAGCUCGAACGAGGACAUGGUCCGUCAAGCUUUACCCACCCCGUUCGUCCCGGGACCUGGCCCCUCUUCAACCGCUUCCGAUGAUGCCAGUGAUGAGGAUGAGGAUGAUGAUGAUGACAACUCAACGGCGUUGGGAAUGCGCAUGGGCUCAGCUCCCUUUGUUCCUCAGCCCAACGUCUUCUCGCACCCACCUGCAUCCCAAAACACCUCUUGGAGGCCUAGCGGAGGACACCGUUCACAGCCGAGUGAGGUGUCCAACUCCAGCCGUCGCACAGCGAUCCGCAGAAACUCUCAAGCAAGUAUACGCUCCGCACGGAGAUCCUCCCAGCAACAUAGUCCAUUCAAUAUGAUCUCACCGUCCCACCAUGCGGAUCACGAUGCCGCCUUGCGUGCCAGUCUAUCCACAUUACUCUCCUGUGCCGCUGCAGCUCGAGGUCUGCCUAAAUCCGACCCUCCUCCCUCACAGGCCAGUCCUUCCCGGGGCCAUCCCUCUUCCUUCCGCUUAGUACCGGAAUCAGUAGCGAUGGGAGGAGAAGUCGGCGAGGAAGCUGUAGGGACGGAAGCGACUGUCCCCACUCGAACCCCGCGGCAGGGCCCCACUCCGCAGCCGGCCUCAUACUCACCUCGCGAUGCCCAGUCGGCCACUCGAGCCAAGCGGCGAUCCAGUCCAUCCAAAGAACGUAGUCACUCCUCUGCAAAGAAGAGUCGUCGAGCCAGCAUAGCAGAUGCCUCGACUGCUAGUCCCACCGUCAUGACCUGGGUGAUUAGCGCGGGUGUCGUCGUCCUGUUUUCAGCCAUCAGCUUCUCCGCUGGCUACGUGCUGGGUCGCGAAGUCGGUCGCCUGGAGGCCAGCACUGGAAUGACCGUGGCAGGCGAUACUGGCGUUCCCGGCAGAGCAGCGGCAGGCUGUGGCCAAGAAGCAGUCCGAGGUGGUCUUAAACGCAUCCGUUGGGGAUCGGGAACCUCAGGGUCGGGCAUCAUUGCGUGA
Messenger RNA from Aspergillus niger, 1182 nucleotides. RefSeq lists its product as hypothetical. The transcript has a single exon. NCBI's taxonomy places the organism in Eukaryota, Fungi, Ascomycota, Eurotiomycetes, Eurotiales, Aspergillaceae. The record is from RefSeq and is a predicted model, not a curated record. The annotation marks the transcript as partial.